AUGAAUGGAACGCCUGCAGUUCAGAGCAUUCCUCAGAAUCGACUGGGCGAGAGCAGGCAAAAAGAGUCGAUCAUCGGAAUAUAUGUGGCUAUUGCUAUAUCCAGUCUCAUUGUUUUCGUCCGAAUAUAUGCGCGCGCUAUACUCAUCCGGCAGUUUGGCUGGGAUGAUGUCGUUAUAACCUUUGCCAUGAUUCUUAGUUGGGCACUUCUGCCUCUUCUAGUGUUGGUUAUACUCAAUGGAGGUGGGAGGCAUCUCAUGGCGGUGCUUAGUGACGAUCCCGCUGGCCUGGACAAAAUGACGUUAUGGGUGAUUCUAUCCACAUCAAUCUAUGUCGUUAAUAUUGUCGUCUGUCGUAUAUCAGGGAUUCUUUUCUAUGCUCGCUUGAAUUCAAUGCCCCGGUUUGUGCUCUAUCUACGUUUUACGUUCAUCUUUGUGAUAGCAGCAUUCGUCGUCCAAGUUGUGGUCACGACCAUUCGAUGUGUUCCGCUAUCAGCCAUGUGGCAGGAAGAACAUGGAAAGAGGUGCUAUGGGGUUGUGACGAUGACCUACAACACUGUGUUGACAGUGACUGCUGAUAUCUUGAUAUUGCUCCUACCAACAAACGUUAUUUUCUCGAUGAAGGCGACAUUGGAACGCAAGGUUGUGCUCGGUAUAAUCCUGUCCUUCGGGCUUUUAGCUUCCAUAGGGCGCAUUGUCGUCGUCUUCAAGGCAGUGGAUCACCUGGAUGAUAUAACCUGGUACAUUUCGGUCGUCAUGAUAUGGACAAGCGCCGAAGUCAGUACGGCCAUAGUUGCCUUAUCCCUUCCGGCUUUGAAGGGGAUGUGUGGUUCGCUUCAGGCUCGAUCAUUCGAGAUCGAACAAAGCGACUCGCAGCACGAUAAUAAUUUCCCGCUCGGUCCGGUAGGGAGCCAAACAAGACACGAAGCACCGACUGGAUCGGAUUCACAUUGCAAAGGUGUUUCAAGUCUAAGUCGUGAAAAUACAAGUCAGGAGCGGCUUUGGCCUUGA
Molecule: messenger RNA, 1008 nt
Organism: Aspergillus steynii IBT 23096
Lineage: Eukaryota; Fungi; Ascomycota; Eurotiomycetes; Eurotiales; Aspergillaceae
Exons: 3
Coding region: 1-1008 (335 amino acids)
Source: RefSeq, a predicted model, not a curated record